UCCUCCUGCCACUUCCACUGCUCUCUCCAAACCAUGCAUUACUUCCUUGAGCUCUUCGUCGUGUUGGUCCUCGGCAGCGUCGCCAUGCAUGUGUCCGACCCCGGCGUAGCUUCCUCCCUUGAAUCGCUUCGGAUCGACGGCAACUUGAGCUUCCAUGACGUCUCCCUCGCCGCGAAGGACUUCGGGAACCGGUACCGGCUGUUGCCGUCGGCGGUGCUGCACCCGGGCUCGGUGUCGGACGUGGCGGCCACGGUGAGGCACGUGUUCAGGAUGGGAUCGGGGUCGAAGCUCACCGUCGCGGCCCGAGGCCACGGGCACUCGCUGCAGGGGCAGGCGCAGGCCGACGGCGGGAUCGUGGUUCGCAUGGAGAACCUGCGCGGAUGCGAGACGAAGGUGCACGACGGUGAGCAGCCGUAUGUGGACGCCUCUGGGGGGGCGUUGUGGAUCAAUGUUCUGCUUGAAUGCCUCAAGCAUGGCCUGGCGCCCAAGUCGUGGACCGACUACCUUCACCUCACCAUCGGAGGGACGCUGUCCAACGCCGGGAUCAGCGGGCAGGCGUUCCGGCACGGCCCCCAGAUCAGCAACGUCCACCAGCUGGAGAUCGUCACUGGAAAAGGCGAGCUGCUCAACUGCUCGGCCGAAGAGAACGCUGAUCUCUUCUAUGCUGCUCUCGGAGGCCUCGGCCAGUUCGGGAUCAUCACCAGAGCCAGGAUUGCGCUUGAACCUGCACCGAAGAUGGUGAAGUGGAUUAGAGUGCUGUACUCUGACUUCGCCAGCUUCACAGAGGACCAGGAGAUGCUGAUAUCAUUGAAGGAGACCUUCGACUACAUCGAAGGCUUCGUGAUCAUAAACAGGACGGGACUUCUCAACAAUUGGAGAUCAUCGUUCAACCCACAGAACCCUGUUCAAGCCAGUGAGUUCGACUCCGACGGCAGGAUCCUGUUUUGCCUGGAGAUGACGAAGAACUUCGACCAAGACAACGCCGAGAUCGUGAACCAGCAAGUCGAAGCUCUGCUGUCCAAGUUGAGGUACAUCCCGUCCACCCUCUUCCAGUCGGAGGUCUCCUACCUCGAGUUCUUGGACCGAGUUCACGUCUCCGAGGUGAAGCUGAGGUCCAAAGGCCUGUGGGAAGUCCCACACCCAUGGCUCAACCUUCUCAUACCAAGAACCAGGAUCAGAGAUUUCGCAGCACAAGUCUUCGGCAAGAUUCUCCCGGACAGCAACAACGGCCCCAUCCUCCUGUACCCACUCAACAAAUCCAAGUGGGACAACAGAACAUCGGCAGUCAUUCCAGACGAGGAGAUCUUCUACCUGGUGGCCUUCCUGUCCUCAGCACCAUCUUCCUCGGAUCACGACAGCUUGGACCGCGCGUUAAAGCAGAAUGAUAGGAUCUUGGACUUCUGCAAGCAGGCAGGCAUCAGGAUGAAGCAAUACUUGCCAUACUACACCAUGCAGGAAGAGUGGAGAGCCCAUUUCGGUGACAGAUGGGAGGAUUUUGCUCGGAGAAAAGGCGUUUACGAUCCUCUCUACAUUCUUGCGCCCGGACAAAGGAUCUUCCAGAAGGCGGUGCGGUCCUCGUGACGAUGGCCUCGGCGCAGCGCCCGCAGCUCAUCUCGUACAGGAAGAACUGCCACAGAUAGUUACUCCGAUACAAGACCUUCUUCUCAGCUUGAAACGAAGCCAUCCAUUAUGAAGACCUGCACAAAUGUGGCAUCAGCAACUUGGCAUGUAAUGAACCAUGGAUUUGCCACAAGGCAUCAGUUUCUUGCUUCAAGUAUAGAAGGGAAAGAAAACAUAUUGCAGAUGA
This is a messenger RNA of Musa acuminata AAA Group (dessert banana), 1807 nucleotides long. Its product is annotated as cytokinin dehydrogenase 4-like. The transcript has 5 exons. Gene Ontology annotation, biological process: cytokinin metabolic process. Gene Ontology annotation, molecular function: cytokinin dehydrogenase activity; FAD binding. Bases 34 to 1581 code for a protein of 515 amino acids. Lineage: Eukaryota; Viridiplantae; Streptophyta; Magnoliopsida; Zingiberales; Musaceae. The record is from RefSeq and is a predicted model, not a curated record.